Physeter macrocephalus (sperm whale) is the source of this 3262-nucleotide messenger RNA. RefSeq lists its product as uncharacterized. Gene Ontology annotation, molecular function: peptidyl-dipeptidase activity; metallopeptidase activity. Gene Ontology annotation, biological process: regulation of systemic arterial blood pressure by renin-angiotensin; positive regulation of systemic arterial blood pressure; proteolysis. The record is from RefSeq and is a predicted model, not a curated record. Gene Ontology annotation, cellular component: plasma membrane. NCBI's taxonomy places the organism in Eukaryota, Metazoa, Chordata, Mammalia, Artiodactyla, Physeteridae.
UCCAGGGAACAUGUGGGCACAGAGCUGGUCCAACAUCUAUGACUUGGCAGUACCCUUCCCUUCAGCCCCCAGGAUGGAUGCCACAGAAGCCAUGAUAAAGCAGGGCUGGACACCCCAAAGGAUGUUUAAGGAAGCAGACAAUUUCUUCACCUCCCUGGGGCUGCUGCCCGUGCCUCCCGAGUUCUGGAACAAGUCUAUGCUGGAGAAGCCGACCGACGGGCGGGAGGUGGUGUGCCACGCCUCCGCCUGGGACUUCUUCAACGGCAAGGACUUCAGGAUCAAGCAGUGCACCACUGUGAACAUGGAGGACCUGGUGGUGGCCCACCACGAAAUGGGCCACAUACAGUAUUUCAUGCAGUACAAGGACUUGCCUGUGACCUUCCGGGAGGGUGCCAACCCUGGUUUUCACGAGGCCAUUGGGGAUGUGCUGGCCCUCUCCGUGUCUACCCCCAAGCACCUGCACAAGAUCAACCUGCUGAGUAGUGGGGACGGCAGCUAUGAGGAGGACAUCAACUUUCUGAUGAAGAUGGCGCUCGACAAGGUCGCCUUUGUUCCCUUCAGCUAUCUUGUGGACCAGUGGCGCUGGAGGGUAUUUGACGGAAGCAUCACCAAGGAGAACUACAACCAGGAGUGGUGGAGCCUCAGGCUGAAGUACCAGGGCCUCUGUCCCCCAGUGGCCAGGUCUCAAGGCGACUUUGACCCAGGGGCCAAGUUCCACAUUCCUUCAAGCGUGCCAUAUAUCAGGUAUUUCGUCAGCUUCGUCAUCCAGUUCCAGUUCCACGAGGCGCUGUGUCAGGCGGCGGGCCACAAGGGCCCCCUGCACGAGUGCGACAUCUACCAGUCCCAGGAGGCCGGGAAGCGCCUGGCGGACGCCAUGAAGCUGGGCUUCAGUCGGCCGUGGCCCGAAGCCAUGCGGCUCAUCACGGGCCAGCCCAACAUGUCGGCGGCUGCCAUGAUGACCUACUUCAGGCCGCUGCUGGACUGGCUCGUGACCGAGAACAGGCGGCACGGAGAGAAGCUGGGCUGGCCUCAGUACAACUGGACGCCAAACUCAGCUCGCUUGGAAGGCUCCUUCCCGGGCUCCCGCCGUGUCAACUUCCUGGGCCUCAACCUGGAGGAGCAGCAGGCCCGCGUGGGCCAGUGGGUGCUGCUCUUCCUGGGCGUCGCCCUGCUGUUGGCCACCCUGGGCCUCACCCAGCGGCUCUUCAGCAUCCGCCACCACAGCCUCCACCAGCCCCACGGCGGGCCCCAGUUUGGCUCCGAGGUGGAGCUCAGACCCUCCUAUUGGGCUCUCCCUGGGGAAGCAGGUGUAAGAACAGGGAAAAGGAGGAAGGGUCCUGCACAGCCCUGGGAUGAUCAUACAUCCCACAAGAGAGAAAAAGGCCAAAAAUAUGAACAUAGGAGGUCAAGUCAGAAGAACACGGAGAGACAACUGUGCUUCCAGAGUCCAGAGACCCAGAGAUGUCAUUUCCUUCCAUCCAUCCAUCCUCCCACCCACCUGCUCAGAGACAAGCUCUACAAGGAGACCGUGGCAAAGGCCUUCCUGCAGUUUUAUGAGCAUACUGCCCAAAUUGUGUGGAACCAGUUCAUGGAGGCCACCUGGAACGAUGUCACCAACAUCACCAAGAAAAAUCGUGAGGAGAUGCUGGACAAGGACGUGGAGAGGUCCCAGCACACGCUGUACUUUGGCAUGUGGGCCCUCCUGUUUAAGAUCGCCAACUUCCAGGACCCAGCCGUGAAGCGCAUGCUGAGUAAGCUGCGGAACUUGGACAGGGCGGCCCUGCCCAAGGAGGAGCUCCGGGAGUACAACCAGAUUGUGGCCCACAUGGAGACCAUGUACAGCAUGGCCCAAGUGUGCCUGAAUGAGGGGCCCUGCCUGCCCCUGGAGCCAGACCUCCAAGAAGUCACGGCCACCUCCCGGGACCAGAAGGAGCUGCUGUGGGCCUGGCAGGGCUGGCGGGAUGCUGGGUCACCAGCUUCGCAGCACCUUCGAGUGCUACGUGCAGCUGUGAAGCUCAACGGUUACAAAGACAUGGGGGCCUUAUGGCGGUCCAUGUACGAGUCCGACACACUGGAAGAAGACCUGGAGCAGCUCUUCCAGGAGCUGCAGCCGCUCUACCUGAACCUGCAUGCCUAUGUGUGCCGGGCCCUGUAUCGCUUCUACGGGCCUGAGCUCAUCGAUCCGAGGGGACCCAUCCCUGCCCACGUUCUGGGCAACAUGUGGGCUCAGUCCCGGGUCGACAUCUUAGACCUGGUCCUGCCCUUCCCGGAGAAGCCCCCCGAGGACAUCACGAAGAUCAUGCGAGGCCAGGUCAGCGCUCGGCCUCCGUCUGCCCCCGUCCACUCCGCAGCCCUGAGUGGGGCCCCGCGCACUUCCUCUUCCUCACAGCAGUGGAAGUCUGAGAAAAUGUUCCAAGAGGCUGAAAAAUUCGUCACCUCCCUGGGGCUGCUUUCCACCCCUCCUGAGUUCUGGAAAAAUUCCAUGAUGGAAAGGCCAACGGACGGGCGGGAGGUGGAGUGCCACGCAUCCGCCUGGGACUUCUAGGAUGGGAAGGACUCUAGGAUAAAGAAGUGCACCAAAGUGACCACAGAAGACCUGCUCUCCAUCUUCCACCAGAUGGGCCGUAUCCAGUACUUCCUGCAGUACAAGAACCUCUCUGUGAUCUUCCGCACAGGCGCCAACCCAGCCUUUGAAGAGGCCGUGGGGUCGGUGAUCACCCUCUCGGCCUCCUCCCAUAAGCACCUGCUCAACAGAGGCCUGCUCAGCCACCAGCACCAGGACGAAGAAGAGGAGGUCAGUUUCCUGAUGAACGUUGCCCUGGAGAGGAUCGCCUUCCUCCCCUUCGCCUACCUGAUGGACCUGUUUCGCUGGAAGGUCUUUGACGGCACCAUCGAGAAGGCCGUGUACAGCCAGGAGUGGUGGAACCUCAGGUUGAAGUACCAGGGCCUGUGCCCCCUCCCUCGGACAGAGGAUGACUUUGAUCCGGGCGCCAAGUUCCACAUCUCUGCCAGCUUGCCCUACAUUCGGGAUGUCCUAAAGCUGGGCUCGAGCAAGCCCUGGCCAGAGGUCCUGCAGAAGAUAACCGGGGAGACCAAGGUGUCUACAAAGGCCCUCAUGACCUACAUCAAACCCCUGCUGAACUAGCUGGUCACCGAGAAUGUGCAGCGUGGGGAGAUCCUGGGCUGGCCAGACUUCAGCUGUUCCUUUGAAGGUUUGGCAAGGCCCUCAGCUUUGGCUUGGAAGGUGGGUGCCAGAGGCUGA